Messenger RNA from Fopius arisanus, 1380 nucleotides. It is a transcript of the gene Hs2st, whose product is annotated as Heparan sulfate 2-O-sulfotransferase. Gene Ontology annotation, molecular function: heparan sulfate 2-sulfotransferase activity. Bases 326 to 1360 code for a protein of 344 amino acids. Gene Ontology annotation, cellular component: membrane. The record is from RefSeq and is a predicted model, not a curated record. The transcript is spliced from 6 exons. Lineage: Eukaryota; Metazoa; Arthropoda; Insecta; Hymenoptera; Braconidae.
GUCAAAACACUUGUCAUUGUACCUGUUGUUUGCCCGCAUAACAUAAAUUAAAUCAUAGUACUCGAUCUGUGAAAUAUUUCUGUGACGAAUUCGAUAAUAAUUCACAAAAGUCAAAGAGAGAUUCGGCAAAGAGACUUUUCCACUUCAAUGACUGUGGAACAGAGAGAGGAAAUACCUCUUUAUCUCUUUCAUAUAGCCUACAUAUAAUAUGUUUGCCGUAGUGAAUUUGAGCAGCACAAAAAAAAGAAGAAGACGAAGUGAUGUCGCCUCGAGACUGACAGUAGAGUAAAGCGGUUAUGUAUUCAUCCAAACAUUAUAGAGGAAAAUGAUUUUAAGGAAUUUCCAGACUCAAUGGAUGCUGGGAAUAUUACUGAUUAUCGUUAUCAUAUAUUUUAAGUUGAAGAUACACUCGCUGGAGGAGCAGAACAAAUUGUUGGUGGAAACGGUAACGAGAGUGCAGAAUCAACUGAAGAAUGCGGCUAUUGAAGCUAAUUCUGAGAAGAAACUAUCAAAAUCAAAUGACGUCAUCGUGAUAUACAAUAGGGUUCCUAAAACUGGUUCGACCAGCUUCGUUGGUGUUGUUUACGAUAUAUGCAAACAAAACAAAUUUCAUACUCUGCAUAUUAAUGUCACUAAUAAUAUGCACACACUCAUUCUUGCUAAUCAGGUACAAUUUGUAAAUAAUAUUACCCAGUGGGAUUCUAUGAAACCAGCGUUCUACCAUGGACAUAUGGCUUUUUUAAAUUUUAAUAAGUUUGGUGUAAAACAAACUCCAUUGUACAUAAAUCUCCUUCGAAAACCUCUCGACAGAUUCGUCUCCUAUUACUAUUUUCUCCGAUACGGUGACAAUUUUCGACCUCACCUCAUCAGAAAGAAACAUGGUGACACGAAGACCUUCGACGAGUGUGUGAGAGACUCACAAGCUGACUGUGAUCCCAACAAUAUGUGGCUACAGAUUCCAUUUUUAUGUGGGCAUAAUCCUGCUUGUUGGGAAGUUGGUAACAAGUGGGCUCUAGAAGAAGCCAAGAGGAAUUUAGAAAAACAUUAUUUAUUGGUUGGAGUUACGGAGGAACUCGAUGAAUUUAUUCAGACUCUUCAGUUUGUACUUCCACGAUUCUUCAAAGGGGCUUAUGACUAUUUCCUACAUAGCAAUAAGUCACACUUGCGACAAACAACUCAGAAGAUGAAUCCACUUCCAGAAACUAUAGAAAAAAUUAAAAACUCAACUGUGUGGAAAAUGGAGAAUGAACUUUACAAAUUCGCCCUUUCUCACUUCCAUAGUGUUAAAAGGCGAUUAAUCAAUGCUUCCUCACAAGACUUGAACCAACAUUUUAUGUACGAGAAGAUACGACCAAAAUAAAUUAAAUAAUUCUUUUUUGA